Leguminivora glycinivorella is the source of this 513-nucleotide messenger RNA. RefSeq lists its product as uncharacterized. The record is from RefSeq and is a predicted model, not a curated record. The coding region runs from base 163 to 474 and encodes 103 amino acids. NCBI's taxonomy places the organism in Eukaryota, Metazoa, Arthropoda, Insecta, Lepidoptera, Tortricidae. The transcript is spliced from 3 exons.
UUUCAUUCUGUCAUCAGAGUGUGUAAGCGAUGCUAUCGCUUGAAUUUAAAAUUGUUUUAAUAACAAUUUGAUGUACCUCUUUAUACCUGUGUAGAACACAACUGUGUGUAAACUAUUCGCAAAUCCAUUGACUUUGGGCUAGAAAUUAAGCCUUUGAUUCAGAUGGCACGGAUUAUUCUUGUUGUAUCUCUCGUGUUUUUGACUUAUCUUCAAGUGGCAUCUACAAGUAGUAGUGGCGAAAAAUGUGUGCAACACUCCGAAUGCCCAGAGAAAAUGGCGUGCGAGAGCGAAAGCUUUCAGUGCGUGGAUCCAUGUCUCGCACUGAUCGCACAUAAUAAGUGUGGCACCGCCGCUACUUGUAUUGUCGAUGAGCAUGUGGCCAAAUGCCGUUGCGAUCCAGGAACUGUGGGUGAUCCCUACAAGAGCUGCAGCUCCUCAGUAUAUGACGUACUUUUACAAGGAGGAGUAGGCUAGGUUUACAGUAAUAAAAGAGCAAAUGAGUGACGAUAAAAA